This is a messenger RNA of Toxotes jaculatrix (banded archerfish), 1316 nucleotides long. It is a transcript of the gene tatdn3l, whose product is annotated as putative deoxyribonuclease TATDN3. The transcript has 10 exons. Lineage: Eukaryota; Metazoa; Chordata; Actinopteri; Toxotidae. Gene Ontology annotation, molecular function: hydrolase activity, acting on ester bonds. The coding region runs from base 87 to 899 and encodes 270 amino acids. The record is from RefSeq and is a predicted model, not a curated record.
GAUCUGGCGCCCCCGACGAAUUUACGCAUGCGCAAUCCCUUUCAGGAAGAAGGUAAUGUUUUGGUUUUGAACGCUGCAUCGUCCACAUGCAUGGAUACGUUGACUGUCACUGUCAUAUCUCUGCGGGGGAUUUUGACAAGGACAUAGAGGAGGUGAUUGAAAAUUCAAAAAAGGGUGGAUUGUUGGCACUGUUAGCCGUGGCAGAACAUGCUGGGGAAUUUGACAAGAUCAUCGCGUUGUCACAGAGGUUUUCAGGUUUUAUUUUCCCCUGCUUAGGGGUCCACCCUGUUCAAGAAGUUUCCCCAGAGCAGCAGAGAGGUGCUUCUCUCCAGGAUCUAGAUGCUGCUUUACCCAUCAUAGAGAAAUACAAAGACCACCUUGUGGCUAUUGGGGAGGUUGGUUUGGAUUUUACGCCCAGAUAUGUCAGCAAUGAGACUGAUAAAGAAAUCCAAAGGCAGGUCCUCAUUCGUCAAGCACAGAUAGCCAAGGAACUGGAUCUCCCUCUAAAUGUUCAUUCACGGUCCGCAGGAAGACCCACCAUCCACCUCCUCAAAGAGCAAGGUGUCGAAAAAGCCCUGCUUCAUGCUUUUGAUGGGAAACCCUCUGUUGCCAUGGAGGGAGUGAAGGCUGGAUAUUUCUUUUCUAUCCCACCAUCCAUCAUACGGAGUGAGCAGAAGCAGAAACUUGUGAAACAACUGCCAUUAGAAAACAUCUGUCUGGAAACUGAUUCUCCUGCUCUGGGUCCUGAAAAGCAGGUGAGAAAUGAGCCAAAAAAUAUCUGUAUCUCCGCUGAGUACAUCAGUAAGAUCAAAGGAGUGUCGCUGGAGAAGGUGAUGGAGGUGACGACCCAGAACGCUCUCCGACUCUUUCCGAAGCUAAAGUCGGCCCUCAGACCCUGACAGAGCUUUAAAGGUUUAUUUCAUCAAUCUAACUUAGCUUUCAGUUACCAAAAAAACAGAGGGUCAGUCGAGGUGAAAGCCACUUAUUUAUCUACACUUACAAUAUUCUUAAAUAAAUGAAGGUGAGAUAACAAUUUAACACACAGUGUGUAUAUUUUUCAUGUGCGUGAUACAUCUGAAUCAUCCAGCAAUUCAUAAACACCUUGUCAUGUAACAGACACAAGCAGUUUACUGACAUCAGUCAUAGUCGCACAGACUGUAACUCAUUUAAACAUCUGUGUCAUUGUAAAGUAAAUAAUCAUGAAAAGCCACUGUUCUUAUUCUUAUGUUGCCUGUCAACCUAUCUCAGCAGAGCAGUGAUAUCAUUAAGUUGAUCAUGUCUCUGGUCACUCGCACCAUUUAUUUUGAUGUUAUUGC